AUGAAUUUAGACGAAAAUGAAUCGCUUUCUGAAAAACACGAAAAAAACUUUGGAAUAACUGAAUCCCAUCCUAUUGUAGAAGAUAUUGGGAAUAUCACCUUAAAAAACUCUGAAAAUAUACGAAGUUCUCCUAGAAGAUAUAAAAAUGAAGGUGAAGAUACAGGGCAUAGAUGUAAGUUUGUUGCUGUUGAUUAUCCUAAAAAUGUGAAUGACUUCUCUAUGCAAGCACUAGAAUCUCUUAAGAAUAUUCGCAGUUACGUCAGUACUACAGUUCACAAUACGAAUCGUUCUGUUACGAAAACUGCGCAAACUUUAAAAUCAAUGAUUGCGAAAAAUAACUUCCUAGAUUAUAUAAUCAACAGCAAGAAAAACAGCAAUAUAGUGAAUCUGGAGAAAGAAGUAAAAGCUCCUUGGGUCGGGACAACUAACGAAGAAGAGGCAAAGAAAUUAAUUUUAUCAUUGUCAGAAAAUCGGAAACUGUUCUUGAGAAAGCCACCAGAAGGUGUGUUUGAAUUCAAUUUAGAUGAAAAUUUACCAAUUGCAAAGAUGCUUUUGGAAGAAGAUAUUCGUCUUCAAAAACUGAGAUUUGAACUCGUUCCGAAAUGCAUUAAAGAAGAUGAAUUCUGGAGAAAUUAUUUUUAUCGAAUCAAUUUGAUUAAGAAGUCUUUCAGCAUGAGUCACUCUAAACUUAAAACUGAAAGCGCAAACUCAAAAGGAUGUCUUGCACAGGAAAAUCCAAAAAAAUUAGUAAAAAAUGCUAAUGACGAAAUUCAUGACUACUCGGAUAAAGAUAAUAUGGAACAAAUGAAUAUGAAAAUCGAAAACAGUUUCGAAGGAAAUGAAGAAAAACCGCAAAAAGACGACAGCUUCGAGAAUAUAUUAGAGACAGAAAUUGAAGAAUUGAAUUCUUUUAUUUAUUCGGAUGAUACUGGAGAAAAAAUUGAAAAUAGUGAUUGGGAAAAAGAACUAGAAGAAAUACUGGAAGAAUCUGCAGAAUAUAACUGA
Molecule: messenger RNA, 1005 nt
Organism: Argiope bruennichi
Lineage: Eukaryota; Metazoa; Arthropoda; Arachnida; Araneae; Araneidae
Product: synapse-associated protein 1-like
Exons: 1
Coding region: 1-1005 (334 amino acids)
Cellular component (GO): cytoplasm
Source: RefSeq, a predicted model, not a curated record